Messenger RNA from Spinacia oleracea (spinach), 1119 nucleotides. RefSeq lists its product as uncharacterized. The record is from RefSeq and is a predicted model, not a curated record. Gene Ontology annotation, molecular function: zinc ion binding. The transcript is spliced from 3 exons. Bases 1 to 1119 code for a protein of 372 amino acids. Lineage: Eukaryota; Viridiplantae; Streptophyta; Magnoliopsida; Caryophyllales; Amaranthaceae.
AUGUGUGCAAGGCAUGUGUACUGUAACUUUAGGGGAGUGUUUGGAGGUGGUUUAGAGUACAGAAAACAAUUUUGGACUAUUGCAAAAAGCAACACAGUAAAUCACUUCAAUGAAAACAUUGAAGUAAUGAGGGGUAUUUCACAUGAAGCUGCUGAAGACCUACUGAAAAGGAACUACAAGAAAUGGUGUAGGGCAUUCUACACUCCAUUAUCUUGUUGUGACAGUGUAGACAACAACAUGAGUGAGGUGUUUAAUGCAUACAUCUUGAGUGCAAGGCACAAGCCUAUUAUUACCAUGUUGGAAGAUAUCAGAGAGGGUUUGAUGGAAAGACUGCAUAAGAAAAGAGAAUUCAUAGGGAAAAAGGAGAUAAUGUUGUGUCCUAGGAUCCAAAUUCAGUUAGAGAAACACAAAAUUUGGGCUAGGGGUUGGAAUGCAUACUGGGAUGGUGGGUUUUGCUAUGGAGUAAGAGAAGGUGCAACACAGGUUAAGUAUGUGGUGGAUCUGAACCAACAUACUUGCAGUUGCAAUGCAUGGCAGGUGAGUGGGAUUCCAUGCAAACAUGCAAUUGUUGCUAUAUGGAAUAAAGUAGACCACCCAGAACAAUAUGUCAAUGCAUAUUUCUGCAAACAGACCUACAUGAAGGCAUAUGAAUUUUUGUUAGAGCCUUUAAAUGGUCCUCAAGAGUGGCCUACUUCUGAUAGCAUUGUUGUGGCUCCAAAGGUGAAAAAGGUCAAUGGAAGACCUAAAACAAAGAGGAGAUAUGGUGUUGGAGAGGUAACUGCAUCUGGUAAGCUGAAGAGAACAGGUUGUUCUAUGAAAUGCAGCUUAUGUGGUGUGAUAGGCCACAAUAAAAGGGGUUGCAAGAAUGCCCCUAAGCAACAACAACACAGCAACAAUCAUGCUACUGCAGAGCAGACCACACCACAGCAACAACACCCAAGAACCAGUUCAGCUAUACCAAUGCACAAUAGGGGUGUGGGUAUUUAUACCUACCCAAAUGGGUAUCAAAGAAUAGCUACUCCUAUAUCACAACACUUCCCCACACCACAGAGGCAAAGACCUCCUGCAGCUUUCUAUUCUGAUCAUGGGCCAAGCAUUGCAGGAUCUUGCAAUGGCUAG